AUGAGCUUAUCUUCCAUUGGGGUCAUCGGUGCCAUCAAUGAGUGUAUCACUUUGUUUCAGUGGGCCAAAUCCGCCAUUUCAUCUCUGCACUCCCGAUGGAGUGGCUCACAGCAGCAAGAUCUCCAAGGUCGUGUAUCACAGUUGGAGAGUGGCCUACAAGGUCUCAGGGAUACUCUUCCCAUAAUGCAUGACCUCAUUAAUAAAGCAGAGUGGAGGAGCCAUGAUGACGUUGUGGCAAGUCUCCUUCCGAAACUCAAGGAUUCAGUGUCUGACGCCGAGGACCUUAUUGAUGAGUUUAGUUGGUAUGAGAAGAAGGUGCAAGUGGAGGGCGAUGCAGGCGAGUCUCCUUUCAUUGAAUUCUUUGAUAGUGUAAUCCAAGGUAGCUUCAAUAAGCUGAAUGAUGCCCAAUUGAGAUUGGAUCGUCUUUCGAGUCAGCUAAAGGAUAUCGGGCUUCAUGGAGUUACACAGCGAUUUGAAAAAUUUGUCAGGCCGGAGACCACCUCUUUCCCAAGUGAAACAAAAAUAUUUGGUCGUGAUAAGGAGCUGGAGCAAUUAUUGAGAUUUCUCAAUGUACCUGAGAAUUCAAAACGCAAGAGAGCAACUAGAUCAAUCAAUGUAUCAACAAGCAACCAUGUUGGUAACAAAUCAAGAAUAUUCUGUCUUCCUGUUUUGCCAAUAGCUGGAAUUGGUGGUGUUGGAAAGACUACUUUGGCCCAGCUUAUCUGCAACCAUCAACGAGUGAGGUCCCACUUUGACCUGAUAAUUUGGGUUUGUGUCUCAGAUGACUUUGAUGUGAAGAGGCUAACUAAAGAGGCCAUACAAUCCUGUACUAGAAAUGAGGGAACAAACGAUAAUCUGGAUUCUCUUCAGCAUGCUCUUUCAAACAAAGUGGAAAACAAAAGGUUAUUGAUAGUCCUAGAUGACAUGUGGGAUGAAGCCUUGAAGGAAAAUGGACAGUGUUGGAAGAGGUUUUGUGCACCUUUUAGAAAUGUCCAAGAGGGAAGUAUGAUGUUGGUCACCACUAGAUGUCCAAAAGUUAUAGAGGGGGUGCGCACAAUGGAUCCGGUUAACUUAGAAGGUCUAAAGGAUGACGUCUUUUGGAAUUUCUUCAAAUUGUGUGCGUUUGGAUCUGAGGAGUCUAACAAUGAUGCCGAGUUAGAGCGCAUUGGUAGAGGAAUACUUCGUAAACUGAAGGGUUCUCCUUUGGCUGCCAAAACGUUGGGACGUAUGUUAAGCAUGGACCUUCAAGCAUCACAUUGGAAUUUUAUACUUGAGAGUCAACUGUGGGAGUUGAGACAAGAGGAGACAGAUAUUUUGCCUGCGCUUCGGUUGAGCUACAUGUAUUUACCAUUCUAUUUGAAGCAGUGUUUCGCAUUUUGUGCGGUGUACCCAAAAGAUUACAAAUUCCAGAAGGAACGCUUGGCUGAAAUUUGGGUAGCAGAAGGCUUUGUGGAACCGCAAGGUGGUGUUCCAAUUAAAGUUAUUGGCCAUCGCUAUUUUGAAGACCUUGUAGCACGGUCCUUCUUUCAAAAAGUUGGUGGUGGAUAUGUAAUCCAUGACUUGCUGCAUGACAUGGCUCAAAAGGUUUCUGAGCACGACUGCUUCAUCUUAAGAAAUAAGAGUGACUUUGAUAAGGUUCCCCAGAAUGUUCGUCAUCUUUACGUACUCCCUAGCCGCGACUUUGAUGAUUCCAACUUAUUGACACUAUGCAAAGCUUGUCCUUCAAAGAGGAUUCCUUCAUCUUUCUGUUGGCUAUAUAAUCUGCAGAUUUUAAAAGCCAAGAAAUGCAUGCUAGAAAACUUGUCCAAUGACUUUGGUAAGUUGACCGGUUUACAAAAAUUCGAACUACAUGGAUUUACUCUUGAUUCACGGAGGAUAAACUUAAAUGAUAUACACGCAAUUGGUACCUUCCCAUCACUGUCAGUGACAGACCUAACCAUUGAGAGGAACCAAAAUAUAUCAAGCCUGGAACAAUUUCUGCAUCCAGAGUGUGUACCAGCCAUCAAGAAAAUCAGAAUUGAAUAUUGCACUAUGUUGGCAACAAUACCAACUGAAAAGUUUGGGGAUUUGCAUUUCCUUGAAGAGCUGGACAUCGGCUCUUGUCCAAACAUCCGCUCCCAAAGACUGGUAUCGUCGUCCCUUAAGAAGCUCAUCCUGCGUGGUGCUGGUCUCUUUUGCAAUAUUGAUUGCUGCUCCCUCACCUACUUUUAUUUAGCAAGUGGGCGUGUCACGACCAUCCAACUACAAACGUGGAGUCUUCCAUCUCUACGGGAGUUAACCAUCAUUUGCCAAUCUCUUACAUCUAUUGGAGGCAGCAUUACAACAUUCUCAUCCCUUACUGUCCUAACAGUUAAAUAUUGUUAUAAAUUGUUAACCCUUGAUGAUCUCUUAACACAAGAAUGUCUACUUGCUAUUGAGGAAAUUCACGUCACAGAUUGUCUCGAGUUACUAUCCCUGCCAUUUGAAAGGUUUGGGAGUUCGCCUAAUCUGAAACAUCUGGUGGUUGAUAACUGCCCAAGUCUCAACUGGCAAAGAGGCUUGGUGUUGCCAUCAUCUCUCCAAAGGCUCAGCUUACAGUGGUGUGGGAAUAUCUCUCCAUAUGUUCCGAGCUGCCUACAGAGCCUCACAUCCCUUGUCUCACUUGAAAUUGGUGGAUGCAAUGGUAUAACAUCCAUUCCAGGCAACAUUUGGCACAGUUAUCUCGCUUCUCUUGAGAACUUGGUGAUUCAGGAUUGUCCAAACCUAGUUUCAAUUGGUGGAGCAAACGCAGUUGCACAAAUAAAAAAGGUGAUGAUACUCAGAUGUCCAAACUUAGAGGAAGCAGAGCAGAUCAAUAGAUGA
This is a messenger RNA of Triticum dicoccoides, 2841 nucleotides long. Its product is annotated as putative disease resistance protein RGA4. The record is from RefSeq and is a predicted model, not a curated record. Gene Ontology annotation, molecular function: ADP binding. The transcript has 2 exons. Lineage: Eukaryota; Viridiplantae; Streptophyta; Magnoliopsida; Poales; Poaceae. Bases 1 to 2841 code for a protein of 946 amino acids.